This is a messenger RNA of Leptinotarsa decemlineata (Colorado potato beetle), 720 nucleotides long. RefSeq lists its product as uncharacterized. NCBI's taxonomy places the organism in Eukaryota, Metazoa, Arthropoda, Insecta, Coleoptera, Chrysomelidae. Gene Ontology annotation, molecular function: protein-folding chaperone binding. The record is from RefSeq and is a predicted model, not a curated record.
AACUAAUACGAAAACUGUACUGAUUUACUUCGACUGCCUGUAUGAGUAAACAAUGAUAAAUUGUGUUGAUAAACGUUUAUCAAACCGAUAAAGGAUUCAUACGUUGUGCUUGAAAAUAUGUGGAUGUUAUUGAAUGAGGUCUUUUGAAUACUGCUGAUAUGUGUUUCGAAUGGUUACUGAAUCGAACUGUACGACGGACAAGAUGUAUACAAUACCAAUCAGAACAAGGUGAAAUACAAAUCCACGAACCUACACGGGCUCCUGAACAAUAUCCUGUUUCCUACAUUUACACAGGAGAUUCUGUUUCAUACAAUAAAGAACAUUUUCCACGCCCGAGAAAGAAACAAAAUGAUUCCAAAACAUCUAAAACUGAAGCUAGAAUUGGGAGUCCUAGACCUGCUUCGAAACCUGAAGAAUUGCCUGAUUCGAGUGAAAAUGACGAAGAAAUAAAGAAAGUUAUAAACGAAAUAGAUGAGCUUUUCAAUAACGCUAAGGAGUUUGAUAAGCAUUUAGAAAAUUUCAAUGAUGUUGAGGGUAGCCAACAGCAUUACUUUAUCGAAGAAAGUCUUACGAGAAUCGUGCUGAAACUGGACAGACUGAGAGUAGAACACAGUGCCACGUUGAGAGCAAAACGUAGAGAAGUUAUAAAAUAUAUUUACCAAUUAUUUGAUAAACUGAACAAGAAAACUAUUGAAAAUAAUAUCACUGAAUAGAAUUGAC